AUGGCCACAGUCACGCCUGCAAACUACAAUGUGCCCACCCCGGCAGUGCCGACUUUGGGCACAAUGUUACCAACGGCUACCUCCGGCCCGGCUGCGGGUGCAUCGGCGCCAUCUGGCAAACCCAAUGUCACCGCCCUCCUCGCCCACCUCCCACCAGCGGCACUCCGAAAAGUCUCGGCGUUUGUGUCAGCGCUGUCUGCGCACCUACCCGCGACGAACCCAGACAGCGAGCCAUGCAGGCGAGUCCUGCAGCUCGCGUACUGGGACAUGGUGGCGGAUUACGAUCUGGCACGCGCACAGGCUUGUGCAGCUUUUCGCCGAGGGCUCGCUGAGCGCGAUGCCGCCCGGGAAAGGGAGAAGCUCGCCGGCAGUGGCAAAGCUGCUGCUGCGCGCGACUGCUUCAUGACGCGGUUUGCCAAGCGCAUUGGGGGCGGCGGUGCGGCCGACGACACAACUACGGCGUCUGCAGAGACGGACGAGGACCCCAACGAAUCCGCUCGCGUGAGCUCAAUUCGCCGGUGGUGUGCCCAGGUUCGUCGCGCCUGCCGCGAGGGAUGCGAAAGCGUCUGCAACUCUGGCAAUGCCAGUGCUGCCGGUACGGGUACGCAUACGUCGCCAGCGACGUCCACAACGGCUCUGCUGCCUCCCACUUCAGACGCGACGUUGGCCGUCGGCGAGAAGUCAGAUGGCGUAAGCGGACCUCUCCCCUCUGAGGAACCGUGUGCUGAGCGGCCCUCGGCGCACCUCAAGCGCUCUUGCUCGGCUUCUGGAGACGAAUUCCUUUGCAAGCGUGCUCGCGCAUGUGCCGCUGCCGCCCCCGACGCGUCCAACGCAAUGGACGUUGACCCCACCUCUCCCGCCACGACCCCGGCGACCCUCCCCCCCGCUCCUCCCGCCGACCGUACCACCUCCGCCGCUGCUCCCGGUGCGCCCGCACCUACCAAGGUGGACGAGAACAAGCUCGUCUCGGCCUUGUACGCCUGUUACGUCAUCAACGUCGCCAUGUCUGUCAAACAUGGCGUGCAACGCCCCCGAAUCGUCGGGCUCGUCAAGAACAUGCUUGCAGCCACAAACUUGAACCUGCCGUUUGGCAACCUUGACCUCGGCUCUGCUUGUGCCGACGCCCAAAGCCAGUGCCCAGACAGCAAGGCCGAUGCCGCUGCAGAGGGCAAAGAAGGGCAAGAGGCAGAAGCAGCUGCUAGUGCCACUGCCGCCGACAUGACCGACAUCAAACACAUUCCUAUGACCAUAGACCACCACCACGAACACCAACACCAACAUCACCACCACCACCACCCCACCCAACAACACCUUGGGCCUCACGUUCACUCCCAGCCCGCAUCCUCGACCGUUUCGCCCGCCCUCUUGCAUGUGUAA
Messenger RNA from Apiotrichum porosum, 1377 nucleotides. RefSeq lists its product as uncharacterized. The transcript has 2 exons. The coding region runs from base 1 to 1377 and encodes 458 amino acids. Lineage: Eukaryota; Fungi; Basidiomycota; Tremellomycetes; Trichosporonales; Trichosporonaceae. The record is from RefSeq and is a predicted model, not a curated record.